ACAACAACUCUUUCACUUGACGGCUCUUUUUAAUUAAUUGGCAAAAAUCGAUCCCUUUAAAAGCCGCAUAUUAUGCAAUGACUCGUAAUUGUUUGAUAAAAAUAUUUUACAAAUUACUGCAAUUACUGGAAUUUUUACGUAACUAAUUAGUUAUUGUAAUCGUACCAUUAGUUGAUGUCCUGUAGCAGACAAUCAAACGGCCAAUAGAAUGUGGUCAGUCAUUGGUGAUCCCUUGACAAUUGAAUAUUGAGUAUAAAGGACUAGUUGUCUUAUACUUCUCCUCGGUAUAGGGGCUAAUUUGAUGUCACACAAGUGGAGUGCUCCAUUCAUAGCACACGCGCACGCCCUCGCUCACAAUACCAUACAAAUACUUUCAGCAAAUAAAUUAAAGUAAAGCAUUAAACUAGUGUUUGUGUAUACAGAUGUGAAAGUGUGAUAUUUUAAUAAACAUUGUGUGUAAGGUGAUUCGUCGCGGGUGACAAUCGAGUGUUAUAAUUUUUUGACGAUUUUUUUUUCGAUUUGUAUACGUAAUUUACAUAUAUAAAUUGUUAAAUAAAAAAUGAGUGUUAAAUAUGGGGCCACGGAUGUAGACAGGAAAACAGAAGAGACCGACAAAGAGGCGACCACCGAAGUCGAAAUUAACUUGAGUGGGCCCUUCAAAAGAAAAUGGUGGCGGCUCAGUCAACACGUGCUGUUUGGUCUUGGUCAUGUGUACAACGACCUUUGUGCAGCCAUGUGGUUCUCCUACAUGAUGCUGUUCUUCCAAGCAGUUCUGGAGAUGAGAGCUGCAGUUGCUGGUGCUAUGCUACUUCUAGGUCAAGUCAUAGAUGCACUGGCGACUCCAGUCGUUGGCGUGUUAGCUGAUAAAUUUGGAAGCUUGAAAUCCUGGCAUUUAACUGGUUCUGCCUUAGUAACGUGUACAUUUCCCCUACUCUUCGUACGAUGUUGGGGCUGCUGGUUGACGGAGGAUCCCGACUACCUGGACUGGUGGAUGCCGGUCUACUACGGCGUGCUUAUCGUGGUCUUCCAAAUAGGAUGGGCUGUUGUACAGAUAUCCCAUCUCGCGAUGAUACCAGCUAUUUCAGACAACCUUCAAGUGCGCGCUGAUUUAACUUCCAUCAGAUAUAUGGCUUCAGUGACCUCAAGUUUGGCUGUGUACCUAAUAACAUGGGUUGUGCUGAGGGCAAGCAACUACAGCACUUUUAUUGGACCAAUGGAUGACUAUAAAUUCAGGGGCGUGUCUCUCAUCAUUUCUGGUAUCGGAAUAGUCUCAUUUCUUCUGUUCCAAAUAUUCUUUAAAUUAAAACCAAAGAAGGAGGAGAAGGCAAAUGGCCACACCGUGAACAAUGGCCACAAUGGAACAACGCCUUCAGUGCAGAAUGAAGAGACUGGUACUCUGGAGGUUGCCAAGUCGAAAAUUAUGUACUUCCUUCGCAUGCCGCUUUUGUAUCAAACUAGUUUAUUAUACGUAUUCUCCCGGUUAUACUGGGCGCUAAGUCUAGUCUAUGUACCGCUGUUUCUGGAAGAACGCCUGGUGUUCAACCCUAGCGCCGGGUCAGAACUGGUGGCCAGUGUACCUCUAGUCCUAUACAUAUCCUCAUUCUUCUUUUCAUUACUCUUGAAGAGUAAGAUUAACCGAUUUGGAAAUCAGGUGGCGUAUUUAGUAGGGAGCUUGCUAAGCCUAUUAAGUUGUCUAUGGAUAGCAUUAGCCAUAGAUCCACACGCUAGUAUAGUACAAAUAUACAUGGUCGCUACUUUAAUUGGUGCUGGCAGUUCAAUAACCCUAGUAUCCAGUCUGUGUGUGACUGCUGACCUGAUCGGCCCCCACUCCCACCAGGGAGCCGCCAUUUAUUCCAUUGUCACUUUUGCUGACAAACUCGUGACGGGAAUCGCUGUAGUCGCCAUUGAAAAUUUCAAAUGCGACAAUACAUUAAAUUGCCCGCAGUACUACAGGGCAGUCCUAACAUACGCGUGUGGUGGAAGUGCAGUCCUCGGCAUGCUAUCUUUAUCAUUCGUGAAAUUUACGCCCGGACACAAAAACGAAACGGAAUUAUAAAAUACUUGCUUAUUAGUUAUUCUAUUUAUUGACCAAUGAUUCAAAUUGUGUACAUAUGAUUAAAUCUUUUAAAUUAAACGACAUUAAGAUAUGUAUUCCAGUCAUAGUUAUGGGAAUCUCAAUGGUAAAAAAAAAUUAGGGGCCGACAGUGGCCGUCCGCCGCUGUUGGGCAAUUUACUGUUUUAUUCGCAGUAUUCACUAUCUAUUAUUUAUUUAUGGAUCACAUGAUUAUGAUACAAUCAUGUAGUUAAGUGGGUUUUUCUAAUAAACCAGAAAAUAAAU
Spodoptera frugiperda (fall armyworm) is the source of this 2338-nucleotide messenger RNA. It is a transcript of the gene Bm-re, whose product is annotated as major facilitator superfamily domain-containing protein 12. Gene Ontology annotation, cellular component: membrane. Gene Ontology annotation, biological process: carbohydrate transport. The coding region runs from base 560 to 2056 and encodes 498 amino acids. NCBI's taxonomy places the organism in Eukaryota, Metazoa, Arthropoda, Insecta, Lepidoptera, Noctuidae. The record is from RefSeq and is a predicted model, not a curated record. The transcript has 10 exons. Gene Ontology annotation, molecular function: symporter activity.